This is a messenger RNA of Drosophila navojoa, 4062 nucleotides long. It is a transcript of the gene Octbeta3R, whose product is annotated as Octopamine beta3 receptor. Gene Ontology annotation, cellular component: plasma membrane. NCBI's taxonomy places the organism in Eukaryota, Metazoa, Arthropoda, Insecta, Diptera, Drosophilidae. Gene Ontology annotation, biological process: positive regulation of MAPK cascade; adenylate cyclase-activating adrenergic receptor signaling pathway. The record is from RefSeq and is a predicted model, not a curated record. Gene Ontology annotation, molecular function: octopamine receptor activity.
CAACAACAACAACAACGACGACGACGACAAUGGGAACAUCAACAACUACAACUACUUUGCAAACAACAACACGAUUUGUGGACGCCUCGUUGACUUCGCUGUCAUUAACGGCAUCAUCGACUUCAUCUCCGGGCGGUGCAUCUUCGGCGCUGCCAUCCCCGCCGGCCACCGCCCUGGAGCUCUUCUCCACGGUCGCCAGCAAUCUGACAGCGAACACGAAUGCCAGCCUCGGCAGCGCGGCGGAAGUCGGCGAGCAGCUGGAGGGGGACAGCUGGGUGGACGUGUCGCUGUUGCUGCUCAAGGGCUUCAUCUUUUCGUCAAUUAUCCUGGCCGCAGUGCUGGGCAAUGCGCUGGUCAUCAUCUCGGUGCAGCGCAACAGGAAACUGCGCGUUAUAACAAAUUACUUCGUUGUCUCGCUGGCAAUGGCCGACAUGUUGGUCGCCCUCUGUGCGAUGACGUUCAACGCAUCCGUGGAGCUGUCUGGCGGCAAGUGGAUGUUCGGGCCGUUCAUGUGCAACGUCUACAACAGUCUGGAUGUCUACUUUUCCACAGCGAGCAUACUGCAUCUGUGCUGCAUAUCCGUGGACAGAUACUAUGCGAUAGUGCGCCCGUUGGAGUAUCCGCUGAAUAUGACACAUCGAACAGUGUGCUUUAUGCUGGCCAAUGUCUGGAUACUGCCCGCCCUCAUCUCGUUCACGCCCAUUUUCCUGGGCUGGUACACGACGGCGGAGCAUCUGCGCGAGGUCUCGCUCCAUCCGGACCAAUGCUCGUUUGUGGUCAACAAGGCCUACGCUCUCAUCUCCAGUUCAGUGAGCUUCUGGAUACCAGGCAUCGUCAUGCUGGUUAUGUACUGGCGCAUCUUUAAGGAGGCUGUGCGUCAGCGCAAGGCUUUGAGCCGCACCAGCUCCAACAUCCUGCUGAACAGCGUCCACAUGGGCCAGACCCAGCAGCCCACCAACCUGAGCUAUUUGCAUCCCAGCGACUGCGACAUCAGCGCCAAGGCGGCUCGCGAGGAGACCAACAGUGCCCUCAGCAAUCUGGAGGACAUGCUGCAGACAGGCACUGAUGAGGACGACGAUAAGGACGAGUGCGAUGAACUGCGAGUGCCGUCGCCGCCACCACGCCGUCUCAGCCGCAGCAGCAUCGAUCUGCGUGACCUCGAGCAGGAGCGCUACGAGAAGGUCACGCACACGGACAGCGCGCCCUCGAUGAUGGCGCUGCAGCAGCAGCAGCUGCCUGGAGGCAGCCAGCUGCAGGCGCCGGUGCCAGUGCUCGAUCCGCAAAUAUGGGGUGAGACGCUGGCAAAGAAGCCGCUGCCACAGCCAGCCGUGACCGCGGCAGUUGCCGCCGAGGCAGCGACGGUGCAGCAGCAGCAGAGCCUGACCAGCGGCAGCGGCAACAGCGAGCCAGAGCCGGAGUCAAUGGCCUAUCGCAUGUUCGGGCUGAACAGCGAUGAGAGCGAGACGACGGACCACUACGACACGCACCUGCCGCUGGCCGAGGACAACAAGGAGCUGAAGCGACUCAUCGAGGACAACUACUUGUACUUCAAGCGGCAGACGGGCGCCGCGGGCGGCAAGUAUGCCGCGCUGAGCGAGUCGGACUUCAUUCGCCUCAAGUCGGGCGCCGCGGCCAGCGGGCGGAAGGCGCUGGCUGCCAGCGACUCGGAGUUUGUGCGCAGCAUCGGCGAGGCGAAGGCGCCCGAUCUGCCCAGCAAGGACAGGGGCUUCAAUCUGAUGUCGCUGCUGGCCAAGACGAAGCGCUCCAGCGCGGAGUGCUUCGCCAUCGAAAAGAAGCGCCAGCAGGCCAACUCCGAGGGCUCCGGCUUCUUUCGGCGAUCCCGCAAUCGCAAGCUCUCGCACAGCUACAAUGGCGGCGCCGGCGGCAGCGGCGGCGCCAAGGAACGCAAACUUGAGCAGCGGGCGCGGCAGCACAGCGACACCGACUCGACGCCCAACAAGCCGGACAUACUGCUGGACAUAAACGUGCUCAGCGAGCAGAGCGCGGCGGCAACUGCUGCGGAUGGCCAUGGCCUGCAGCUGAUUGACUUUGGCAACGAUGCAAUCGUGGGCAACAUGAGUGGCAUCAGCGGCAUCAGUGGCAUCAGCGGCGAUGAGCUUGCCCAGCUGGCCGAUUGCUUCGCCGAGUCACCCAAGCAGCCGGCCACGCCGCCGCCGUCGCUGUCGCCGCCCGAGCUGCCCGAGCAGAGCGGCAUGCUGAUCGCGAGCAGCUCGGAGCUGGCCGAGAUCUUUCGCUCGCUGAGCUUUCCCAUGGGCGAGCAGUGCAGGUCCAGGCGUCAGGCGGCGCCGCAGCGCAUGAGCACGCUGAGCGAUCAGGUGUGCUCCAACUACAUGAUGUCCCCACCGAAUACGCCGGCCGCAGCCAGCGCAGCAGCUGCCAAUGCUCCCCCAUCGGCGUCCAUCAACGUGUACUUCCUGUCGCCGCCGCCGCACGCCGCCAACGGCUAUACGCCAAGUGACACGUCCACCAUAUCACUGGACGUGGUCACCAAUCUGGCGGUGCCGCAGCCGCAGCUGCAGCUGCAGCCGCAUCCACAGCCAUCCAACAUCAACAUAUCACCCAAGCCCGAAAUCAUACUCGACUCGACGCUCUCGCCCGUGGACGGCGGCGAUGGCCAUGUCCUGGGCGAGCACAAGGACAUCACGUCGCCGCUGCUGAAGCGCAAAGAUAGCAACGCCGAGGCGGAUGUUGGCGCUUCCGCCGGCCGACAGCGCUGCAGCAUGCUCACGGGCUACGAGGGCAUUCAGACAAUGCGGAAGCGGCAGGCGUCCGUGGUCACUUACGAUGUCAACGUUAUCAACUUCACCCAGGAGCACGGCGACAGUCGCAGCUACAUACCCAUGGGACGCGUCUCCACCAGCUCGGCAAAGCGCGAAUUUUCGAAUAAAUCUUCGCUAAUACGACGCGGCGGCAUCUGCAUCUUUGUGGAUGAAGACGAGGCCGAACAUAUUGAGCAAAAGCCGCGCGGCAUUACCUUUGCCCCGGCCGCCAGCCCGCUGCCAAAGUGUCCGCUCUGUGGUGCCGACAUCACCGUCGAUGCCAACACCACCGCCACCGCUACCGCUAAUGCUACCGCCACCACCACAACCACCACCACUACCACCACCACCAAUACCACCAACGACACCAACACCUCAAUCAGAGCAAGUAGUAAACGUAGUUGUCACGAUCCGGCCUCAGCUACGGCUACGGCUACGGCUACGGCUUCGGCUUCGGCUCCGGGUACGCCCACGCGAUCACGCUUCUGGCACAAACAAUUGGCGGCGCUCACAGCGUGUUGGCAGCAGAGCAAGAACCGGAAGCAGCGCUUCAAAACCGGAUGUAGUCACUGUGGUGCAGCCGGCGGCUCGGUGCGACCCGCGAAAGGUUGGAAGGCCGAGCACAAGGCCGCUCGCACUCUGGGCAUCAUCAUGGGCGUCUUUCUGCUGUGCUGGCUGCCCUUUUUCCUAUGGUAUGUUAUCACAUCGCUGUGUGGCGCCGCUUGCCCCUGCCCGGAUGUGGUUGUCGUGGUGCUCUUCUGGAUUGGCUACUUCAACUCCACACUCAAUCCGCUCAUCUAUGCCUAUUUCAAUCGGGACUUUCGCGACGCCUUCCGCAAUACGCUCGAGUGCGUGCUGCCCUGCUUGGAGAAGCGCAAUCCCUAUAAUGCCUACUAUGUCUAAUGCCUGGAGUCUAUAAGUAUCUCCGUAUGCUGAAUGCGGAUGCCGGUGUAAGUGAUAUUCAAUACGCUCGAAGCUAAUACCAGAUUAAGGCUCUACUCAAGCGCAAAAACAUCUUAGUUAAGGCCCGAGAGCUAAGCAAUACUCGAAUGUGUGUUUAUUCUGUAUACGUAUUUUAUUUAUUGUGUGUAUUAUACAUAGUUAAGUAAGCUCUGGCUAGCUAUAUAUCAAUGACGAAUGUGUGUCUAUUAGCUGUAUACACAUAAAUAUAUUUCUAAAUAUAUACACAUACAUAUAUUUACGUAAAUCCAUGUCCCUAGCCUAAGUAAAAACGAUUCUACAAAUCUAAACGAAGCGAACUUCACAAGCCACUAGAAAAUAC